ACGCGAUCAUAUCGGAUUCACUUCGCUUUCACUUUGCUCGUCCGUCAGCAUUGCAUAUCGAGUUUAUACUUCCGUGUGUGCGUAUGUGGCGAUGAACCAGCACCAUAAUCCGGUCUUGUCCUCGUCGUGACUCGUCGGUGACGUAACCCAUAAAUAGAAGUCAGGAGAGUAAACCCAGCAGACGUUAUCCGUCUUCGAGGAGAAACGAUUCUUUCUAAUAACGAUACGUGUACCAUAAAAAAAAGAUGCAAAGAACAUUAAAGAUCACGAUCAUGAUGAUCCUCUUAACGCAGAAAACGUACGCUGAGGUCCAUGAGCAAACGACGAUGAAUACAAACGAAAGGAUACUAUUCAUAAGAAGUCUUCCUGGUUAUCCUGGAAGUAGAAGCAACUUGUACGAGGUUUACAUGGAACCAUAUUUCUUUGUAAUAGGAAUGAAAGCAGUGGUUGAGAUGAAAGCACUCGGGAAAGAUGGGUCGCCAAUAGAAGGUCCUAGAGGAAGCUUGACACUGGAACAACAAGUCGAUGGAGUUAAGAUAAAUGGAACUAUAACGGGUUUGAGUCCGGGUAUACAUGGAUUUCAUGUACAUGAAAAAGGUGAUCUUAGAGAAGGAUGCGAUUCUGCUGGGCCGCACUUUAACCCAUACAUGGUAAAUCACGGAGCACCAAAUGACCCAUUACGGCACGUCGGAGAUUUAGGUAAUAUCGAGGUCGGACCUGAUGGAGUAGCACAAAUCAACGGUAUGGAUCAUUAUCUGAGUUUGGUCGGAGUUCGCGGUGCUAUUGGAAGAGCAUUGGUAAUACAUGCAAAACCAGAUGACUUUGGUCGCGGAGGAACCGAAGAAAGCAUCAAAACUGGAUCAGCCGGAGCUCGAUUAGCUUGUGGCAUUAUUGGAUUUUCAUAAAC
Messenger RNA from Vespula vulgaris, 907 nucleotides. Its product is annotated as superoxide dismutase [Cu-Zn]-like. The record is from RefSeq and is a predicted model, not a curated record. The coding region runs from base 246 to 905 and encodes 219 amino acids. The transcript is spliced from 4 exons. NCBI's taxonomy places the organism in Eukaryota, Metazoa, Arthropoda, Insecta, Hymenoptera, Vespidae. Gene Ontology annotation, biological process: removal of superoxide radicals. Gene Ontology annotation, molecular function: superoxide dismutase activity; copper ion binding.